AUGCUUUCUACCAUGAUGCUUCUGGGUAUUUUAUUUGGCUUGCUAACCCAGGCGUACACUCUACCUGUUAAGAAUUCUACUGGAGUACACGAGGGAAAAGUGAGGUUAAAAAGGAAAUACUCAGAUGAACUUCCAGAUUGGGAUGAAAUGAAUAUAAUGGACAAAAUCAUGGAAGUCAAUAGCAGAUUGCGACCCCCUCGAGGAAUGUCAUUCAAAGAAGGCGACAUUGCCAGCUCGUAUAUACGCAGUGCAAUAACGUGCCCUGGUAAUACCUGUCUGUGGCCUAAAUCAGUUGAUGGAUUUGUUUAUGUUCCAUACAUCAUCUCUCCAGUUUAUGACGACAUGGACAGAAUCACCAUAGAAACUGGGAUGCAAGACAUUUCCUCUGGAACAUGCAUUAAAUUUGUUCCACGCACUCAUGAAGCCAGCUUUCUUGAUAUUCAGCCUAGAUAUGGCUGCUGGUCUUUCCUGGGGCACACUGGAGGAAGCCAGACCCUGUCGCUGCAGACUCCUGGGUGCAUGUGGUCAGGGGUGGCUUCCCAUGAGUUCAUGCAUGCGCUUGGUUUUGUACACGAGCAGUCUCGCUCAGAUCGAGACCACUAUGUCACAAUUGUAUGGAAAAACAUCAUGCCAGACUAUAUAAGUAACUUCAGAAAACAUAUGACAAACAAUCUCAACAGCCCAUAUGACUACAGCUCUGUCAUGCAUUAUGGAAGGUAUGCCUUCUCUGAAGACGGUGGACCAACUAUAAUCCCCAAACCUGAUCCCUACAUUCCCAUUGGCCAGCGAGAUGGACCAAGUGCUCUAGAUCUUCAUAAAAUAAAUGUCCUAUAUGACUGCGGUAAGAGAACUAACAUAUACACCUGCUAA
Messenger RNA from Scomber japonicus (chub mackerel), 870 nucleotides. RefSeq names its product high choriolytic enzyme 2-like 1 (gene he2). Gene Ontology annotation, molecular function: zinc ion binding; metalloendopeptidase activity. The record is from RefSeq and is a predicted model, not a curated record. NCBI's taxonomy places the organism in Eukaryota, Metazoa, Chordata, Actinopteri, Scombriformes, Scombridae. Gene Ontology annotation, biological process: proteolysis. The transcript is spliced from 8 exons. The coding region runs from base 1 to 870 and encodes 289 amino acids.